GUCCAUGAACCAUCGGGAAGACAGCCACUCCUCUACCGCGAAACAACGCGAAAAUCUUAUUAACCACGUGAAUAUGUAAGCGAACAAGUUCUUUCCACGCUUUUCAGUUAUCCACAUCCACGAGGAAUGGGUUUAUUUUUCAUCAUACGAUGCAGUUUGGGUAUUUCCGCCGGGUGGUGCAUUUCACGGAUUUCCCGCAGAAUUAAUUUUCUGUAAUAUCUUGGUGAAUUUAUUUGAAAGACUUCACAAGACGAAACGGGAAUUGCACAGGAAGGUGUUCAAGGCUUCCCAGAAACUUAAGGGCUGUUGAGAAGUUGACAGGCCACAGUUUUGAGAAUCACUCCUUCAGUGUGUCAUACAUACUGGACGAGGAGGCAGGAAGGGACGGGGGUGUAAGACCCCAGGUCCCACGAGGGGCAUCUAAAAUGGGGACAGGAAGUCGGGAGCAGGAGUUUGGUCAGCCAGGGGCCAUGGGAGGCCCCCAGUGGCCCAGGCAUCGUCAGCAAGAGGUGCCUCUACGAAUCCUAGUGCCCACUCAGUUUGUGGGAGCCAUCAUUGGGAAAGAGGGACUCACUAUAAAGAACAUCACAAAGCAGACCCAGUCAAAGGUAGAUAUCCAUCGUAAGGAGAAUGCAGGAGCAACUGAGAAGGCCAUCACUAUCCACUCAUCUAAAGAGGGCUGUUCACAAGCCUGCAGGAUGAUCCUGGAAAUAAUGGAAAAAGAGGCCAAUGACACCAAGAUUGUUGAAGAGGUUCCUCUGAAGAUCUUGGCCCACAAUAGCCUUGUUGGGAGACUCAUAGGGAAGGAGGGCAGGAACCUGAAGAAGAUAGAGCAAGAUACUGGGACCAAGAUCACUAUUUCUUCCUUACAAGACCUAACUAUAUAUAACCAGGAACGUACCAUCACGGUGAGGGGAGUGGUGGAGGAGUGCUGUAAUGCAGAAGUGGAGAUCAUGAAGAAACUUAGAGAAGCCCAUGAGAAUGAUGUGGCUUCACUUAAUCAGCAGACUAACAUGAUGCCAGGUCUAAAUCUGAGCGCGUUGGGGAUCUUCUCCUCUGGCUUGUCUGUUCUGCCUCCAGCCUCUGGUCUGCAUGGAUCUCUGUCUGCCCCAGCCAACUACAGCCCACUGCUGGGCCCCCCAUCAGUAUUGGGUGGUCUGUAUGGGGUUCCCUCCUCUGGAGCAUUAUCUCUUCAGCAAGCAACUGCUGAACAGGAAGUGGUGUACCUCUUCAUCCCCACUCCAGCAGUAGGAGCUCUCAUCGGGAAAAAAGGGCAACACAUUAAAGAGCUGGCACACUACGCUGGAGCCUCAAUAAAAAUUGCUGCAGCAGACAAUCCUGAUGAUCCUGAGAGAAUGGUAAUUAUCACUGGACCACCCGAGGCUCAGUUCAAGGCACAGGGGAGGAUAUAUGGGAAGUUGAAAGAGGAGAAUUUUUUCACUGCUAAGGAAGAAGUGAAGUUGGGGGCACAUAUAAAAGUGCCUUCGACCGCCGCCGGACGAGUCAUCGGGAAGGGUGGCAAAACGGUCAAUGAGCUGCAGAAUCUCACCAGCGCUGAGGUCAUUGUACCACGGGACCAGACACCAGAUGAGAAUGAUGAAGUGUUUGUUAAGAUAAUUGGACAUUUCUUUGCCAGUCAGACUGCCCAGCGCAAGAUAAGGGAGAUCGUUCAACAGGUGAAACAGCAAGAGCGGAAACACCAGCAAACGGUGCCAACACCUUCACAACCAUCAAAAUGAUCAGCGGACACCAGCAAGCAGCAGCUAAUGAAUGUAGCUCAUGCGAGGACAAAACGAAAUUCAAGAAAUAGACAAAGGGAGAGUGAGACAGAGCGGGAAACAGAGAGAGACAGAAGCUGAUGAAGAGGACCAGCAGUUUAAAACAACCGAAGUACUUAAAGCACAAAAACGUUUGGUCAUGCGGAUAUGAAUGAGGAUGAUCGAGAGCGUUAUCAGGUCAGAGAUCUUUUUAUGACCAUGGACCUGAUAUUUCAUAUUGAGCUCUUUUUGUUACUGAUUAAGCUGAUGUGAGGAUUUGUGCGCCGUGAAGUAGACUGCUGGAUGAGGUGAAUGCACACUGCAGGUAGAUUUUAUAGGACUUGCAGGUCUAGUUGUGCAUCAGAUCUACUAAUUUAUUAGGAGAUAUAAUAAAUUGCACAGCAAUAUGUUAAUAAGAUUCUAAAAACAAUUCUAUAGGUUUAUUCAACAGAAUUUUCUUUGGAAACUCAUUUCAGGCUAUUUAAUGUGAGUAAUCAGAUUUGUUUGACUUUUCUAGUAACUAAUUAGUACAGCACGGUAACUAAAAGCAUUAAGUGAUGUUACAAAGGAACGUACAUGUAAAAGGGUGCCUGCUGUGUGCCAGCAUUUCACUUCCAGUUCCUCGUUUGCAUUGCUGAGUCUGAGCAUUUCUCCUCUGCUUGCUGCCCUGUUCUCUUUUCUCUUUUUUUAAAUUAUAUUGCUUUCUCUUAAAUGUUUCCAUGUUCCCGACUUAUUUGUCACACAAAAUAAGAGCUGUCUGUGUGCCAACUGUAAAAAAAA
Messenger RNA from Sinocyclocheilus anshuiensis, 2537 nucleotides. Its product is annotated as insulin-like growth factor 2 mRNA-binding protein 2. Gene Ontology annotation, molecular function: RNA binding. The coding region runs from base 426 to 1739 and encodes 437 amino acids. The transcript has 13 exons. The record is from RefSeq and is a predicted model, not a curated record. Lineage: Eukaryota; Metazoa; Chordata; Actinopteri; Cypriniformes; Cyprinidae.